This is a messenger RNA of Clunio marinus, 354 nucleotides long. The record is from the annotation of a GenBank genome assembly. NCBI's taxonomy places the organism in Eukaryota, Metazoa, Arthropoda, Insecta, Diptera, Chironomidae.
AUGAUUUGUGCUAUUCAUACUCACUACAAGUCUACACUUAUUGCUUUAACGGGUACCGAGCAAGUGAAUAUUAGAAGAGCGAAGAGAACACAAAGCAGAACAUUUAUUCAUUCAGUCAACUCUUAUAACCGGAAAGAUAACAGAAUUGGUGGAAGCGCGACGAAAAUAUUCCACCAAGAAAUUUAUAAUCCACUGUACAGACCAUGCGUGAAACGAAAUAAUUUGCAAAUGUACAUCUUACUUCUUACUUCUUUCACUUAUAUCACGUUGGUAAAUGAAGAAACUGAAGCCAAUCGAAUCAAAACUGCAUUCCAAUCAGCUUCUCACCGGCACUACUCGUUGCCCACACAUUAA